AUGUACAACACAACAUUGAUGCCCUCAAAACCACCAUCAAAUAUACCACCAGAGGACGACCCCACGCACAAAGUGGACGACAGUAACACGCGUAUUUUGAUUGGAUGUUUGGUGGCCAUAAUUUUAAUCCUCGUGGCCAUCAUCGUAAUUAUCUUGUGGCGGCAGGUGUGGCAGAAAAUGCUGGAGAAGGCCACUUGUCGGAUGCUGGACGAUGAACUAACUGCUAGUUUGUCAAUACAGAGCGAGACGUUCACCUACAGCCACAACAACAACAACCCUCAGUCCAGUUCGUCCAGCGAGCAGGAGUCCUCUUCCACCUACGACAGGAUCUUCCCCUUGGGCCCCGACUAUCAGGAACCAUCCCGCCUCAUAUCCAAGCUGCCUGAGUUUGCUCAGACCUCAGAUGAGCCAGCUUCUUCAAGCACCGCGGCCUCGAAGUCCACCACAUCCUCAGCGGCCCAAGAUGGCGUCCCACACUACGCUGAGGCCGACAUUGUGAACCUCCAGGGCGUAACCGGGGGAAACACGUAUGCCAUCCCAGCGGUCACUAUGGACCUGCUCUCAGGGAAAGACGUGGCUGUGGAGGAGUUCCCCCGGAAAUUACUGACAUUCAAAGAAAAACUCGGGGAGGGACAGUUUGGAGAGGUUCACUUGUGUGAGGCAGAGGGGAUGCAGGAGUUCAUGAAUAAAGAGUUUAAAUUUGACUACCCAGAGGAAGAGCCAGUUUUAGUGGCUGUGAAGAUGCUCCGCUCAGAUGCAAAUAAAAAUGCAAGAAACGACUUCCUGAAGGAGAUAAAGAUCAUGUCUCGCCUGAAGGACCCAAACAUUGUGCGUCUUUUGGCUGUGUGCAUCUACAGUGACCCUCUCUGCAUGAUCACAGAGUACAUGGAGAACGGAGAUCUCAACCAGUUUCUGUCAAAGCACGAGCCUGAGGGACAGCAGGCUCUGCCCAGCAACACCCCCACUGUCAGUUUUGAGAACCUGUGCUACAUGGCCACUCAGAUCGCAUCAGGGAUGAAGUAUCUUUCCUCCUUGAAGUUUGUCCAUCGCGACUUGGCCACCAGAAACUGUUUGGUGGGGAAGAAUUACACCAUAAAAAUAGCCGACUUUGGCAUGAGCCGAAACCUGUACAGCGGGGAUUAUUAUCGGAUCCAGGGCCGCGCCGUGCUGCCCAUUCGCUGGAUGUCCUGGGAGAGCAUCCUGCUGGGCAAGUUCACCACAGCCAGUGACGUGUGGGCCUUUGGGGUGACUCUGUGGGAGAUUCUGAACUUCUGUAAAGAGCAGCCAUACUCUAAGCUCACAGACGAACAGGUGAUCGAGAACACAGGAGAGUUCUUCCGGGACCAGAAGCGACAGAUCUAUCUGCCUCAGCCUGUCCUGUGUCCAGACGCUCUUGGGGUCGGCCUGGCUCUGUGUGAGAGGCUGUUGGAUGAGGGGGUCCGCUUGUGUAUGGGCUGCAGGAGCAUGAAGCGUGCUGAGACGGCCCGCUCCGCUCUGCUGCGCUCUCACCCCUCAGCUCAAGUCGACCUGCUGGAGCUGGACACCAGCAGCUGCGCCUCUGUACUCCGAGCCGCACACCAGUUCAAACUCAGACGAGUCAUAGGAAUGCUCUCCACCGGAAUGGGAAUUCUCACUCAGAAAGACAGUGUUACGUCUGAUGGUUUUCAAGAAGUAUUUGCCACAAACCUCUUCGGCCACUUUCUAUUGAUCAAGGAGCUUGAGUCAGUCCUGUGUCGAGAUGGACAGAGAUCACAGCUGAUCUGGACCUCAUCAAGUAACGCUCACUGCUCAGCGUUCUCACUGGAGGAUGUCCAGCACAGAGGCGGCUCUCAGCCCUACAGCUCCUCCAAAUAUGCCUCUGACCUGCUCAGCCUAGCCCUCAACACUCACUACAACCGACAGGUGGGUAUCAAAGAAACCUUCAUCCAUUACAUAUGA
Messenger RNA from Knipowitschia caucasica, 1938 nucleotides. The record is from the annotation of a GenBank genome assembly. NCBI's taxonomy places the organism in Eukaryota, Metazoa, Chordata, Actinopteri, Gobiiformes, Gobiidae.